UAUUAAUAAAUUUUAUAAAUGGGUAGAGUCAUUAGAGCCCAGAGGAAGGGACACAGUUCUGUGUUCACCUCCAACUCUCAUAAAAGGAAAGCACCAGCUCAAUUCAGAAAGCUUGAUUACGCUGAAAGAAAUGGCUACAUCAAAGGUGUUGUUAAGGAUAUUAUCCACGACCCAGGAAGAGGUGCUCCUUUGGCCAAGGUUACCUUCAGAGAUGCCUACAAAUUCAAGCAACACACCGAAACUUUCGUUGCAGUAGAAGGAAUGUACUCUGGACAAUUUAUCUAUGCUGGAAAGAAGGCUUCUCUCAACGUUGGAAAUAUUCUUCCAUUGAGAUACAUCCCAGAAGGAACCAACAUCUGUAAUGUUGAAAAGGCCGCUGGAGACAAGGGAGAGUUCGCUAGAACCUCUGGAACCUCUUGUGUUAUCUUAGGUCACUCUGUCAGUGGAAGAAACACUAGAAUUAGACUUCCAUCUGGAGCCAGAAAGUCUCUCAAAUCCUCUUCAAGAGCUAUGGUUGGUAUCGUUGCUGGAGGUGGAAGAUGUGAAAAGCCACUGCUUAAGGCUGGAAGAGCUUUCCACAAGGCUAAGGCUAAGAAGAAGAACUUCCCAGUUGUUAGAGGUCAGGCAAUGAACCCAGUCGACCAUCCACAUGGUGGAGGUAACCAUCAACAUAUUGGACAUCCUGCUACCGUUGCAAGAGACACCCCACACGGUAGAAAGGUUGGUCUGAUUGCUGCCAGAAGAACCGGAAGAGUCAGAGGAUCAAGGAAGGAGAAGUAA
Moneuplotes crassus is the source of this 780-nucleotide messenger RNA. NCBI's taxonomy places the organism in Eukaryota, Ciliophora, Spirotrichea, Euplotida, Euplotidae. The record is from the annotation of a GenBank genome assembly.